Molecule: messenger RNA, 1887 nt
Organism: Salvia miltiorrhiza (redroot sage)
Lineage: Eukaryota; Viridiplantae; Streptophyta; Magnoliopsida; Lamiales; Lamiaceae
Product: probable cinnamyl alcohol dehydrogenase 1
Exons: 7
Coding region: 617-1678 (353 amino acids)
Molecular function (GO): zinc ion binding; oxidoreductase activity, acting on the CH-OH group of donors, NAD or NADP as acceptor
Source: RefSeq, a predicted model, not a curated record
CUGUUUUAUUUUCCUUUUGAGUCGUCUUUUGUUUAUUUAUUUUUUCCGAGUUUUUUUGUUUCUCGUUAGUUUUGUUCUUUUCUUUUUUAUUUCUCUCUUUUUUUAAACGUUGUUUUAAAAUUUGAGAAUCUGUUUUAUUUUCCUUUUUGUUUUUUUCUCGUUUUUUCUUUCCUUUGAUGUGUAUUCUGAUUUUCGUUUUUUAACUUACUUUGUACAAAUUAAAAUUAAAAUUAUUUAUUUCGAAUAGGAAUUUUAUGUGUACUUUUAUUUCUUGUAUAGAUUAACAUAUUGUGUGGAUUUUAUUAUUUUUUAAUUAUAAUUUUUAUUAAAGAUUAAUUAUUAAUGUAAUUAUAUUAAUUUUAUUAAAAAAUAAAUUAUAUAUGAAUAUAUGAUGUGGAAAAAUUAAUAAUUAUAUAAUUAAAAAAUAGAGAAAGUGUCGUAACUUAAGUGGUCCUACAUAGUGUAGAUGCCCUUAAUCCAUCUGCAAAUUGCAGGUGCACUUUGAUUAAGAUUACGUUUGUGAAUCUAUCUGAAUCCUGAUCCCGCUUAUCAACAGCUUCAUCUACUCAGUGGAGAAACCGUAAUUUCCUUCCUUAUUACAAUGUAACAGAUUGAAAUGGCCAGUGAAAAUGGUGAAUGCCUUGGAUGGGCCGCGAGAGAUCCCUCUGGAACUCUCUCUCCUUACCGAUUUAGUCGCAGGUCUGUUGGUCCUGAUGAUAUUUCUAUAAGUAUUCUGUACUGCGGAGUUUGUUAUGCUGAUGUUGUCUGGACUAGAAACGUAAUGGGCCAUUCAAAUUAUCCUUUGGUGCCCGGACAUGAGAUUGUUGGGGUUGUGAAGGAGGUGGGAUCGAACGUUGAUCGCUUUAAAGUUGGUGAGCACGUCGGGGUGGGAACUUAUGUAAAUUCUUGCAGACAGUGUGAGUAUUGUGAUAGUGGAAUAGAAGUCCAUUGUACCAAGGGAUCGGUCUACACAUUUGAUGGCGUAGAUGUCGAUGGUACCAUCACUAAGGGAGGAUAUUCUAGCUACAUUGUAGUUCACCAAAGGUACUGCUUCAGGAUACCUGAGAAUUACCCUCCAGAGUUAGCAGCACCGUUGCUAUGUGCUGGGAUUACUGUGUACACCCCCAUGGUGCGGCAUAACAUGAAUCAACCCGGAAAAUCCUUAGGGGUGAUUGGGCUAGGUGGGCUCGGCCAUUUAGCCGUCAAGUUUGGCAAGGCUUUUGGGUUGAAAGUUACAGUUUUCAGCACCUCCAUAUCCAAGAAGGACGAGGCAUUGAAUCUUCUCGGGGCAGACUGUUUUGUCAUCUCUUCCAAUGAAAAGGAGAUGAAGGCUUUGGAGAACUCACUAGAUUUCAUCAUAAACACAGCAUCCGGAGGUGCCUCGUUUGAUUUAUACUUGUCGCUGCUCAAGACCAUGGGCGUGCUUGUUUUGGUUGGGUUUCCAAGCGAAGUGAAGUUCCAACCGGGAAGCCUGAACCUAGGCGCAAAAACAAUUGCGGGAAGUAUAACAGGUGGAACAAAGCAGACACAAGAAAUGCUGGCCUUUUGUGCUUCCCACAAGAUUUACCCCGAAAUCGAGAUGGUUCCCAUUAGCUAUUGCAACGAGGCCCUAGAGCGGCUGGUGAAGAAGGAUGUGAAAUACCGGUUUGUGAUCGAUAUUGCCAACACUCUUACCUAAGGUCUGUAGAGUCAUAAACUAAUCUUGUUGUUGCAGUGACAAUUAAAAUCACAUAAUAUACUUAGCUGUUGAAAACCUUUGGCAAUGUUUGCUUAAUUAGCACUAGCUCUUGUUACUUGAAUAAUAACGACUAGCAUAUAGGUUUGCUAGUACUUCAAUCAUGUAUCAUUGGAGAGAAUUUUAUUCGUUUGUCUGAAAUUCCCUUCCAA